This is a messenger RNA of Prorocentrum cordatum, 1633 nucleotides long. The record is from the annotation of a GenBank genome assembly. NCBI's taxonomy places the organism in Eukaryota, Dinophyceae, Prorocentrales, Prorocentraceae.
GAGGUCCCGAGGAGUUCGCCGCGUCGAGCUGCCGCGGCUGCGCCUCUCGUUCACGCGCAGCGGCAAGCGCCUCUACUGCGACCAGCACAGCGGCAAGUGGCUGUCGGACCGGGCGUGCCCGGAGUCCGUGGAGCACCUGGUGGGCCAGUGGGGCGGCGGCACGGUGCUGCUCGAGGACGUGGCCGGGGCGUUCGUCGUGCUGGUCUCCGCGGUGGCCGAGCCCAUCCGGCCCGCGGACCACCACGGCGACCUGGGCGCAGUGGAGCAGUAUUUGCCCCUGCAGCUCGUGCUGCGGCGGGGCGCGAAGAGUUGGGUGUCCAACUUGGUGGAGGGCUCCCGCCACUACUACUACCCGCUGCACCUGUCUGGCACCCUCUCCUUCACGCCGACGCCGGCCGCGAGCUUCUACCUCCUCCUGUGCAGGUUUCUCACCUGGCACUUCUCGGAGGUCGCUGCCAUGGCCAGCGCCAUCUCGGAGGUCUCCACGAGCGAGGAGAGGCAGCUGUGGGCCCGCCUCAACCUCCUGGAGACGGACUUCCACGCCGACGCGGUCGCCUGCAGGUUGCGCAUCAUCCUGGCCGCCAUCCCGUACGGCGCCUCGGCGAUACCGCCCUGGCACAAGGGCGUGCAGCUGCUGGAGUACGCACGCAAGCGGCACCUGGUGAGCGCCGGGUGCGCAAUCUCGCUGCAGCAGGAGAUGACGCUGCUGGCGCUCCAGGAGGCGAGGGACUACGCCGAGCGUGAGGCGCCGGAGCUCCUGGUCCGCCGGGCCGUGGUGGCGAACCUCGUCGCGGCCGAGCAGUGGGAUGCCACGCCCGGCGUGGUCACGCCCACGUCGGCUGCGGCGCCGGUGCUGCUUGGCCCACUGGUGGACGACUCAGGGUUCGACAAGGUCUUCGACAACAGCUUCCUGCGCGAGGAGGGCUUCAUGGAGCGCAUCUCGGCGUCCGUGAAGGGCAUGGUCUACAACCGCCCCGAGGGCGAGAGCGCCGCCCUCGACGGGGUGAGCGCCCUCGCCUACAUGGACCAGCUGCUCCCCAAGGCUGGCGGGCUCGCGGCGGUCUCGCUGCCGAUCUUCCUGCUCUACGAGAUGUUCACAGGCACCAUCCACGUGAACCUUGUCCGCGGGGACGAGACUCCUUUGCUCGCCUCGGCGCUGCUUCGAGUCAUGAUGGCGAGCAAGUCCAACUCCCCGUCGCCGCAGCUGGCCGUGCUGCGCGCCCUGGAGGCCAACGACGAUGUGCGCCACUCGAUGCCGCAGUGGGGCUCCGAGGGGACGAAGAGGACGAUGAAGCUGGGUGGCCUCGUGAAGUUUGACCACGACUCUGCCUCACGGCUGAUGAAAAUGGCGAUGGAGAACCUCAGGGAGAAGGAGGCCUCGCUCCGGCGGCCGGCCCACUACGAGCCCCUGGAGCCCCCCGCCAGGUGCGUGAUGGUCGAGGUGCAAGAUGCGAGGAGUCCACGAUACUGGGCGCCGCCCAUCACCAGCAACGUGCUCAACAACUCCCGCGCCUUCCGCGCGUCGCUCGGCGCCGAGUUCGGGGACCGCCCCCUGGCCGAGGCGGCAUCGCCGCGGCCCCCGAGGCAUGGUCCAAUCCCUCCUCCUCCUCCUCUCCUCCCCUCCUCCCCCUCC